Rana temporaria (common frog) is the source of this 907-nucleotide messenger RNA. RefSeq names its product C-C motif chemokine 2-like. Bases 50 to 526 code for a protein of 158 amino acids. Gene Ontology annotation, biological process: G protein-coupled receptor signaling pathway; neutrophil chemotaxis; positive regulation of ERK1 and ERK2 cascade. Gene Ontology annotation, molecular function: chemokine activity; CCR chemokine receptor binding. Gene Ontology annotation, cellular component: extracellular region. The record is from RefSeq and is a predicted model, not a curated record. NCBI's taxonomy places the organism in Eukaryota, Metazoa, Chordata, Amphibia, Anura, Ranidae. The transcript has 4 exons.
CAAUGUAGCCUUGUCUACAUGAACAUUUGUCAGUGGUCAGUGCAGGAAAAUGCUCCCUCCCAGCUCUGCGCGCUGUGUAUUGCUGCUUGUGGUUACCUGUCUCAGCUAUGGCGUGUCGUGUUCAAAAGAAACUCAUAUUGACUAUCGCAGACCGAUUACAGUCCAAAUUACUUGUUGUACUACAGUGUCAACAGCAAAUAUAAAAUUUCCAAUAGUAAGCUACAAGAUCCAGCAGGUAGCUAAUCGCUGUGUUUAUGCCGUCAUAUUCCGCACAGAGGCCAACGGAUCCUUCUGUGCUGACCCCAAAGCUAGAUGGGUGCACAAAAAAGUAAAGGAGCUGAGCGGAGGGACUGUCCAACUACCGAAAAGUGGAAAGGGUAAGAAAGGUGGCAAGGGAGGAAAACGUGGAAAGAAGCAGAAUAACAAGAACAAAAAGAAAAUUCAAAAAAAGAACACAAAGCCGCCUGUGGCAUCCGCCUGGUUCCCAUCUACAACAGCAGCAACCACUGUUCAAGUAAUCUCAUAAAAGAAUGACAUUCAAGAUUUUUUUGCACUAGGCCACAGCUGGACUGCCCCCUACAGACUGUUCUCAAACAAUGCAUCUGCUUCCAGGAUACAAUUCUGUAUUUAUGUGUUUUGUAUUUUUAUUAAGCUAGUUUUUAUAGAUUUUAUGUAUUUAUUUGCCAACUGGAUUUUAUAAGUGCAAAACGUUUGAAUUCAUAUUAAGCUAUAGUUUUAGUAAUAUAACAGUAUUGAUAAAAACAUAUAUUGGAUGAAUGACUGACAAUGCAGGUAUGGUUUCCGGGUUCAAACACAAUUUGUUUUUCCAAUUUGGAUACACGUGCAAAAACUUAGAACCUCUGUUGGUAGUUUCUAUUGUUUUUUUUUUUUUUUUUUUUUUGAUAAA